This is a messenger RNA of Zonotrichia leucophrys gambelii, 1818 nucleotides long. RefSeq names its product glutaminyl-peptide cyclotransferase like (gene QPCTL). The record is from RefSeq and is a predicted model, not a curated record. The coding region runs from base 7 to 1221 and encodes 404 amino acids. Gene Ontology annotation, molecular function: glutaminyl-peptide cyclotransferase activity; zinc ion binding. The transcript is spliced from 8 exons. Lineage: Eukaryota; Metazoa; Chordata; Aves; Passeriformes; Passerellidae.
CCCGCCAUGCGCCAUCUCCCGGCCGGGCCGCGCCGCCCUCGGGCCGCGGGUUCGAGUCCCGGCCCGGCCCCGGUGGCGCCGCCGGUACCGGAACCGGGCCCGGGCUGGGUCUGGGGGCUCCUCCCGCGGCCCCCGCGCCCGGCACGGCCGCUGCCGGUGCUGCUGGCGGUGCUGGCGGCCGCCGCCGUGAUCCUCGUGUGCUGGCCCGGCGGCGAGCGCGGAGGGAGCGGAGCGGCGGACCCCUCGGAGCGCGCCCUCCGGACCCUCCUGGCCCAGCUGGACCCCGCCCGGCUCUGGGGGUCCCUCCUGAGACCCCUCCUGCACGAGAGGGUCCCGGGGGGGCCCGGCAGCCGCGCCGCCCGACAGCACAUCCUGUCCCACCUGCGCUCCCUGCGCACCCGCUGGCACCUGGAGCUGGACACCUUUGCGGCGGCCACGCCCCGCGGGCAGGUGACCUUCAGCAGCGUGGUGGCCACGGCAGCACCCGUGGGUGCCCGGCGCCUGGCGCUGGCCUGCCACUACGACACCAAGGUGCUCUCACCUGGGCACGGAUCACCUGGGGACACACCUGGGCAUGGAUCACCUGGGCAUCGCUCACCUGGGCAUCGCUCACCUGAGCCCUUCGUGGGCGCCACCGACGCCGCCGUGCCCUGCGCGCUCCUGCUGGAGCUGGCGUCGGCCCUGGAUGCACACCUGAGUGCGAGGGCAGAGCAGGCCCCGCCCGUGACGCUGCAGUUGCUGUUCCUGGACGGGGAGGAGGCGUUCGGCACCUGGAGCGAGAGCGACUCCCUGUACGGGGCGCGGCACCUGGCGGCGACAAUGGCCCAAAAGGGACACCCGGCGGGGUCAGAGGUCACCGCCAUGAGCCUGCUGGUGCUGCUGGACCUGCUGGGCGCCCCCGGCCCCGCCAUCCACAGCCACUUCCCCCAGAGCCACCACUGGUUCCUGCGGCUGCACGGCAUCGAGCGCCGUCUCCGCCAUCUCGGGUUCCUGCAGUCGCCGCCGCCGCCAUUUUUCCGCCUUGGCCCCGCCCCCGGGCCGGUCGAGGACGAUCACGUGCCCUUCCUGCGCCGAGGGGUCCCGGUGCUCCACGUGAUCCCGACGCCGUUCCCGCGGGUCUGGCACACCCUCGGGGACACCGAGGACAAUCUGCACCCCCCGACCGUGCACGACCUGGCCAAGGUCCUGCUGCUCUUCGUGGCCGAGUUCCUGCAGCUCUGAGCCCAAAAAAACCCCAAAAUUCCGAAAAUUCGCCCCAAAAAACGCAAAAAGUCAAAAAACCGGAAAAAUCGCUAAAAAAACGCAAAAAAAAAAAAUCACAAAAAUCCCCCUGGACCUGGCCAAGGUCCUGCUGCUCUUCGUGGCUGAGUUCCUGCAGCUCUGACCCCAAAAAAACCCCAAAAAUCCGAAAAUUCGCCCCAAAAAACGCAAAAAGUCAAAAAACCGGAAAAAUCGCUAAAAAAAUGCAAAAAAAAAAUCACAAAAAUCCCCCUGGGCCUGGCCAAGGUCCUGCUGCUCUUCGUGGCCGAGUUCCUGCAGCUCUGACCCCAAAAAUACGAAAAUUCGCCCCAAAAAAUGCAAAAAUUUAAAAAAACUACAAAAAUCCAAAAAAUCGCAAAAAAACACCACAAAAAAACCACAAAAAACCCCCCAAAAAAUCACAAAAAUCCCCCUGGGCCUGGCCAAGGUCCUGCUGCUCUUUGUGGCUGAAUUCCUGCAGCUCUGACCCCAAAAAAAACCCAAAAGCCCGAAAAUCGGCCCCAAAAAAUGCAAAAAUUAAAAAAAAAAAUUACAAAAAUCCAAAAAAUCGCGGAAAAA